Galeopterus variegatus (Sunda flying lemur) is the source of this 2332-nucleotide messenger RNA. RefSeq names its product coiled-coil serine-rich protein 1 (gene CCSER1). The coding region runs from base 350 to 2323 and encodes 657 amino acids. The transcript has 6 exons. The record is from RefSeq and is a predicted model, not a curated record. Lineage: Eukaryota; Metazoa; Chordata; Mammalia; Dermoptera; Cynocephalidae.
CCAUUGAGACCCAGGCUGUGAAUGCUCAAGGUGCAGGGAACUGAUGUGCAAGAGUUUAAGGAACUCUUGGUGCUGCCAAAUGUGUUGUUAUCACUAACUUCACUGCUGCUGUCAUUAGUACUGCUGCCAACACUGCCAGCCCUGCUUUUGCUGGUGCCAGAGCUGUUGAUGCCUUGGGCUCUCAGUGUCCCAGGGUGAUUCUGUAGACAAGCAGCUGCUUUUAGAUUUCACUUGCUCAUUACCUGUACAUCCUUUGCCUUAGGACUCAGGCUUAAAUCCAUGGAGCCUGGGAUACAGGACUAUCAGACGCUUCUAAAUUGGCUAUCACAGUGCAAGUAUUGGAGUCCCAAUGGGGGACUCAGGAUCGAGACGAUCUACUCUUGUCUCCCGGUUGCCAAUAUUCAGAAGAAGUAUUAGCAGAAGACAUGAGUCUCUUCCUUCUUCACCCUCUUCCAGUAAUACAGUUGGUGUCCACAGUUCCUCUCCUUCCAGCACUAACUCAAGCUCAGGUAGUACAGGUAAACGCAGGAGCAUAUUCCGCACUCCUUCUAUUAGCUUCCACCAUAAAAAGGGGAGUGAACCUAAACAAGAACCUACCAACCAGAACCUUAGUAUUUCAAAUGGUGCUCAACCUGGCCAAAGCAAUAUGCAGAAACUGAGUUUGGAAGAACAUAUUAAAACCAGGGCAAGACAUUCUGUUGGUUUCAGUAGUUCACGAAAUAAGAAGAUAACAAGAUCUUUGACAGAGGAUUUUGAAAAGGAAAAGGAGCACUCAACUAAUAAGAGUGUCUUUAUAAAUUGUCUAAGUUCUGGCAAAAGUGAGGGGGAUGAUUCUGGAUUCACAGAAGAACAAACUCGCCGUUCUGUUAAGCAUUCAACAAGGAAGCUACUCCCUAAAUCUUUUUCAUCUCACUAUAAAUUUUCUAAGCCAGUUCUACAGAGCCAAUCCAUUUCAUUGGUACAACAGUCUGAAUUCUCACUGGAAAUUACACAGUACCAAGACAGAGAACCUGUAUUAGUAAGAACUUCUCCAUCUUGUUCUGUGGAUGUAACAGAACGGGCAGGAAGCUCUUUACAAUCUCCUUUGCUUUCUGGUGAUCUUACCACAGCUCAGACACCUUCAGAAUUUUUAGCCUUGACAGAAGAUUCUGUGUCUGAAGUGGAUGCAUUUCCUAAAAGUGGAAGCAUGGCAUCCCACUGCGACAACUCUGGCCACAAUGAUUCUACCUCUCACAUCUCUCCCAAUCCUGCUGCUGUUGCAAAAACAACAGUAGAACUUAGGGGAACUGUUCCCUCUGCAAUUAUGUCUCCUGGGAAAUGCAGGUUAGAAGGUCGAUGUAGCACUGAAUCUAAUUCCUUACCAGAAACCUCUGCUGCUAAUCAGAAGGAAGUGUUAUUGCAAACCACUGAACUACCUGUUAGGAAUGUGAGCAACUCAGAGACUCACAUACCAGCAGAUACUCAAAAAGAAGAAAAUAUGGUGUUACAAAAUGGUGAAACAAUGCUGGGGGCAAGUUCUCCAAGGAAACUUGGAUUUUACGAGCAACAUAAAGCAAUAGCUGAACGUGUUAAAGGAAUACAUCCUAUUUCAGAGUCAAAGAUAAUACCCUUUUCUGGUGAUCAUCAUAUUUUUAACAAAACAUCAUAUGGAUAUGAAGGAAAUCCUGCCAAAGUUCUUGCUAGUAGCCUCAGUCCAUAUCGUGAAGGAAGAUUUAUAGAGAGGAGACUACGAUCUUCAUCAGAAGGAACUGCAGGGAAUAGCAGAGCGAUUUUGAAACCAAAAGAUGGAAACUUAGAAGAAGUUAAUAGUUUAAGAAAGCAGAGAGCAGGUUCCUCGUCUUCAAAAAUGAACAGUAUGGAUGUUUUGAAUAAUUUGGGAUCCUGUGAACUGGAUGAAGAUGAUCUAAUGCUCGAUCUAGAGUUUUUAGAGGAGCAGAAUCUUCAUCCUCCUGUUUGCCGGGAGGAUUCAUACCACUCUGUAGUCUCAUGUGCUGCUGUAGUUCUCACUUCUAUGGAACCAACAAUAGAAAUGAAGAAAAGAGAAGAACCAAAAUUUCCCGAGCCUUCCAAACAGAACCUUUCCCUGAAAUUAACAAAAGACAUUGAUCAGGAAGCCAGGUGUUCCCACAUCAGUCGAAUGCCCAGCAGCCCAUCUACAGAUUGGCCCCUACAAGGUGUGGAAGAAAAUGGAGGCAUAGAUUCUCUGCCAUUCAGACUGAUGUUGCAGGACUGCACAGCAGUGAAGACAUUAUUACUAAAGAUGAAGAGAGUUCUUCAAGAGGUAAUGCUUUACUUUAAGAUUAAUGACUUCCAGUGCUGGUAGACAAUGAAG